Sphaeroforma arctica JP610 is the source of this 289-nucleotide messenger RNA. RefSeq lists its product as hypothetical. The record is from RefSeq and is a predicted model, not a curated record. The annotation marks the transcript as partial. The transcript has a single exon. Lineage: Eukaryota; Ichthyosporea; Ichthyophonida.
AUGACUUCCAAAGUGUCCAGAACCCCCGACUACCGGAGGCGAAAGAAUCGGACAACGGCAUUCACACCCAUAGACACUGCAAAUAAGGGCAGCAUGCUUUCACGCACCGCUUCAGUUCCGGCGAUUGCGCUGGAUACCCCCGUGGAAGGUAUAGUAAGCAAAACGACUAGUCAGAAGCCAUCCUUAUCACGAGCAACAAGGUCAAAAGUUUCUGUGGUAGCUGCGCAGAGCAAUGUACCCCGGCGGCGAUCCUCUCUGUCGACGGCCUUGUUGGCCAAACAACUAUCCC